ACCAUAUUGCAUAUACAUAUAGUCUUCGAUACACUUUUCUCAUUCUUCCACACCGUCACGUGAGACGCGGGUGAUACUUCCUAACUCACCAAUUCGUAGCGGUAUUGAAAUGUACACACGGCACUUCAAUUCUCCUAGAACCUUCUUUUUUAAUUUCCCUUUUACUCCCAAAAAUCCCAAUUCAAAAACCCUAAUACCCAAUUUUGUCACCAAUUUCAUUCUCUCUCUCCUCAGCGAUUAUAUCUCUGUUUAAUGGCUGUUUACAACUCACCUGGAUUCCGAUUCCACCCUACCGAUGAAGAACUCGUUUGUUUCUACCUGAAGCGCAAGCUCGCAAGAAAUUUACCAUCCUGUUUUGACCAUCUCGCUGUCAUCGAUAUCUACAAGUUCGAGCCAUGGGACCUUCCCAGUUUGUCGAAGCUGAAAACUAAGGAUUUGGAAUGGUACUUUUUCACUGUGCUUGACAAGAAGUACGGUCAUGGUAUAAGGACGAAUCGUGCUACCGAUAGAGGUUACUGGAAGACUACUGGAAAAGAUCGCAUUGUCAAAAACGGAGAGGACACUGUUGGAAUGAAGAAGACUCUUGUUUAUCACUCGGGGCGGGCCCCACAUGGUGAUAGAACAAAUUGGGUGAUGCAUGAAUACAGGAUGAUUGAUGAGGAGUUGGCCAAAGCUGGAUUGCAGAAGGAUACUUAUGUGGCGUGUAGGAUCUUCGAGAAGAGUGGUUCGGGGCCUAAGAAUGGGGAGAAGUAUGGGGCUCCCUUUGUGGAGGCGGAAUGGGAGGGUGUUGAUAAUCGGGUGGAUCCCUUGCCGGCUGUUGAUAAUGAGCCUUUGAAACAAAUAGUUCCAUCUGUGCCGGCUAUUGAUAAUGAGCUUUUGAAACAAAUAGUGCCUGUUCCUGCUGCUAGCGGUGAUGAUUAUGUUGAAGCUGAUGACCUCAAGCAGGAGCUUGAAACUAGUGUCACAGUUGGAAGCGCUGAUCCUCCAUCAAACUUCUACUAUGGGGAGUGUAGUAGCCAUCCUCAGCUUUCCCAAACAUUUGUUAAUGAUCAUAUGCAAUUGGAAGCCAGUUUCGGUAUGUAUGAUCCAGUGCUUGACCAGCCUGAUAAUAUGGCUGGGCAAUAUGGCCAGGAUACCAAUUUAGUACAAGAUGGAGACUAUGGUGAGCUAAACCUUGGCGAGAAUCCUCUGAAUUUCAAUUUUGCAUCUGAUGAUCCAGAUCUAUAUUUUGACGCCACUGGUUAUCUUACGAGUUUGGGAGAGGAGUAUAUGGAAACCAAUGAUGUUGAGAAUCUUGACGAGAUUUCCCCCCCCGAGAUAGAUCCAUCUGUUGCUGCAAUGCUAGAUGAGUACCUUAAUUACCCUGCUGGGGAUAUUUCCAAACAUAUAUCCUUCGAUUCUCCUUUGAGUAUAGGGUGUGAAAGCCCUAUUGCCAACCCUGUACAGCCUUUCAUUGAGCAGAAUGUGGAGGACGAAGCCAAUGGUAGUUCCUUGGCAAACAAACAGGUUUCUGAAGCACAGUCUAGUAAUGAAGCUAUCCCAACGGAGGAUCCAGAGGUGUCAAGUUGGGUCUCAGGAGAUACAAAUCCUUUUGUAAAGCAGGCCAAUAAAUUGUUGGCCAGCUUACCUGCUGCACCUGCAUUUGCUUCAGAGUUUCCUACAAAGGAGUUUGCUCUUAGGAUACAUCCUGCAGCUCAGUCUUCCAGUUCAGCUCAUAUAACUGCAGGUAUGAUCAGCAUAACAGACAUUACUUUUAGAGGCAAUGCGAUGGAUUGGAUGGUGGGCAAGAAUGGAGGUUUUAAUACCAUAAUGUCUACUGGGUUUUCCCAAACGGAUGGUAAUUCGGCUACUUUGGAGCCUAUUUCUGACCUGGUCUGUAGCAAAGCCGCAUUUGUGUUAUCACAUAGUUGGGUUUUCUUGACGGGCUUCUCAGUUGUGGUUCUUUCACUGAGUUUCAAGAUCGGAAGCCUCAUGUAUACUGGUAAAUGACAGAUAUCAGGUUGGCUGUGAUAGAAUAAGCCGCAGUCAGUUAAGUAUCGUUCAUUGCACUCAUUGAAUGACGACUAGCAGUCAGUUAAGUAUCGUUCGGUGCUCUCAUUGAAUGACUAGGAUCCAAUGACUUUGUAGAUUUAUUUACGGUAAUUUAGUCAUACCAAUCUAAACAUUAUUCAUUGUAACUUAUACCCCUGCAUUUUUUUUGGGUUUCAGAGUGCAAACAGAGUUACACGUUGGUACAAUUAGUUAUACAUAUUAGUCACUAUUUACAUAAAUAGUUUUAAGUUCUAACUGA
Cicer arietinum (chickpea) is the source of this 2290-nucleotide messenger RNA. It is a transcript of the gene NAC31, whose product is annotated as NAC domain-containing protein. Gene Ontology annotation, biological process: regulation of DNA-templated transcription. The record is from RefSeq and is a predicted model, not a curated record. Lineage: Eukaryota; Viridiplantae; Streptophyta; Magnoliopsida; Fabales; Fabaceae. Gene Ontology annotation, molecular function: DNA binding.